AUUAUUUAAGGAAUAAUCGUUUAAAAAUAGGUAUUAGUAAUAUUUAGUAUUUGGUAUGAUUUGGUUGUGGAGCAUAAUCACUGGUAACAUGAACCUAAUCCUCAUGUUAUCAGUUUUCCUUUGGAGUAAUUCGCUUUCCAAAGAGUACAGUAUUGAACUAUUAGAAGAAAUAAUAGACAAUAGAUAUACAGACGAUAGCUUGGAAAAUUUUAUUAAAAUCCAAUCAGAUUGGGAAAGAUAUAAGAUUGAAUUUGAGAAGCAAUAUAACAGCCCAGAUGAAGAAUUAAAAAGAAUGAAGACAUACAUGGAUAAUUCAAAGUUAAUUGAGAAGCAUAAUGACCUUUUUCAGAGAGGCGUUUAUACAUACGAAUUGGGCCAUAAUGAGUUCUCAGAUCUUAGUGAUGAAGAGUAUCAAGAAUUAUACUCUCAAGAUCCUAUACAAGAAGGUGAUAAUUACCCCACAAUAGAAACUACUUAUCAUGAAAGGCCAUUAAAUUUUGAUCUAUCUAGCCUUGUUGAUGCUGUGGAUGAUAGUAGUUUAAUUGAUGAUAACAGCAGUUCCAAUGAAGAACUUUCACCUAGUUUUGCAAGACAUAUACAAGAUGGUAAGCCUCCUUUUUCCAUUGACUGGAGGAAACUUGGUGGUGUUACUCCAGUUAAAACGGAGGGAAGUUGCGGUGCGCAUUGGGCGUUUAGUGCGACUGGUUCCUUAGAAGGCCAAAUAUUCCGAAAAUUUCACCGUCUAGUAUCACUAAGUGAACAAAACCUGAUCGACUGCGCUGGCAAAAAAUAUCACAACAAUGGAUGUAAAAAUGGAACAGCCCUUAACGCUUUUAAAUAUGUUAUAAAAAACAAGGGCAUUGAUACAAAUUUAACCUAUCCUUACAAAGGAAAGCAGCAAUGGUUUUGUAAAUACAAGAAACUACCGACAAACCCACAAGUUCAUGGGGUCCUGGUCUUACCAAGAGGAAACGAAACGAAUCUUGCUGCGGUUAUUGCUAAAUCUGGGCCAGUAUCUGUAGCUAUCGAUGCUACAGGUAAUAAGUUCAGGUUUUAUAUCAGGGGAGUCUAUAAUAAUCCACAUUGUAACAGUGUAAGAUUAACUAGGGAGAUGACCGUUGUUGGAUAUGCUCCUAAUUAUUUUAUUUUGAAAAAUUCCUGGGGACAUAAAUGGGGUUUAAGUGGAUACAUGCUACUUGGAAGAACUGGACAUAACCAGUGUGGAGUUGCUACUAGAGCAGUGCUACCUUUAGUAUAAACUUAUUUUUAAUUUUUAUAUGUAGUACAGAUAUAUAAUAAUGUGAUAUGCCAAAGAAUUAAAAAAAAUAGAGGUUACAAAUUUU
Molecule: messenger RNA, 1343 nt
Organism: Anthonomus grandis grandis
Lineage: Eukaryota; Metazoa; Arthropoda; Insecta; Coleoptera; Curculionidae
Product: procathepsin L-like
Exons: 5
Coding region: 56-1258 (400 amino acids)
Cellular component (GO): lysosome
Molecular function (GO): cysteine-type endopeptidase activity
Source: RefSeq, a predicted model, not a curated record